Molecule: messenger RNA, 521 nt
Organism: Syngnathus acus (greater pipefish)
Lineage: Eukaryota; Metazoa; Chordata; Actinopteri; Syngnathiformes; Syngnathidae
Exons: 3
Coding region: 134-334 (66 amino acids)
Biological process (GO): endoplasmic reticulum unfolded protein response
Cellular component (GO): endoplasmic reticulum
Source: RefSeq, a predicted model, not a curated record
CUUAAUACGUCACGUGACGGGCUGGCAUCAGUCUGGCUAUUGCUAACAGUUAGCAUCGGACGCGAGGGGCAGCGGCUCUUUUAUCGGCACCAAUCCGCGUCGUCGCCCUCCCGUCCCGGUCUCACCCGCAACCAUGUCGGCGGUGCAACGAAUGAAGGUGGCGAACGAGCGGCACAGCAAAACCAUCACGCAGCGGGGACACGUCCAAAAAACCUCGCGACCGGUCAAUGAAGAAAAGUCACCUGUAGGUCCGUGGCUUCUGGCGCUUUUCGUCUUUGUGGUUUGUGGAUCAGCCAUCUUCCAGAUCAUCCAGAGUAUCAGACAGGGCAUGUGAUGAGCUGUUCCCCGUCCCAUGUUGACACAUACACACUGUUCUCGUUUAGUCAUUGUUUAGUUUUUUUUCAUUGUUGAUCAAACUGUUUUUUUACACGUACACUCAAAGCAUGUGAACCACACAUCUCACGAUGCUUUGCUUGAUUGAUGUUCAAAGCGUGUGUGAAUUAAAGGUGAUAUUUUCUCUA